Molecule: messenger RNA, 931 nt
Organism: Daldinia decipiens
Lineage: Eukaryota; Fungi; Ascomycota; Sordariomycetes; Xylariales; Hypoxylaceae
Product: proteasome maturation factor UMP1
Exons: 2
Coding region: 250-702 (150 amino acids)
Biological process (GO): proteasome assembly
Cellular component (GO): nucleus; cytoplasm
Source: RefSeq, a predicted model, not a curated record
GCUCCAAACACGAAAGCUCCCGGCAGCCUGCUCUGCUCUGCUCUACUCAAGCUUUCCUUUACAAAUUGAAUCCACUAUCAACCACGCAGCAUAUCUACCACUACAUAUUUGCCAAGCUGCUACCAAACCACAACUUGUCUUCAAACACUCACUUUGACCUAACCGAGUUGAAGACUAUUAAGAAUUACGAUAGCACAAUACCAAACAAAAAAAAACAAAAAGUUUAUUAAUACUCUUUCUACCGACAAGAUGUCAAUGCGCAUAGUCCCCCCCUCCGCCCACACCAGCACCUUCAAAUCGACCAACACAUCCGCCCCGUCCGCCCCCGGCGUCCACGACACGCUCCGUCACGGCAUCGGCCCAAACACCUUGUCCGCAGAGUCCCCCGCGCCCGUCUCGCGCCACCCGCUCGAAGCCCGCCUCAAGGCCUGGGAGUCGACGCAGGAGGCCCUGCGCAUGGAGAGCCUGCGCCGCACCUUCGGCAUGGCGGAGCCUAUCCGCCGCGGCAUGGAGCUCAAGAUCACGCGCAACGGCGAGUGGCGCCCGCUGGCCCUCGGCGGCGGCGCCGGUAUCAAGAGCGUGCAUGAGGAUAUCCUGCGCGGCCGCGAAGCUACGCUUGACUGGGAGGAUGUGUUUACCGGUGAGGAGCAGCGGUCUGCUGUGACUAUGCAUGAGGAGAUGGAGCGGAAGUUGAAGAUUUAAGGGACAGUCCGAUGUAGCAUCUUGGUAAUCAGCAUAGGUAACGGUUGGUGUUGCGUGAUAGACACUCCAACUACACUAGUAGCAGCUUCAGGUUGAUGAACACGAAUCGGAGCAUGCUUUCUACUACGUACAAUACCGACGUAUAUCAUGAAAUAGACAAUAUAUGGGCAUCUGACCCUGGAAGCCCUUCACAAGAUAGCCAUGACCUAACGCAAUAAUAUAACAACUA